Cylindrotheca closterium is the source of this 1026-nucleotide messenger RNA. The record is from the annotation of a GenBank genome assembly. NCBI's taxonomy places the organism in Eukaryota, Bacillariophyta, Bacillariophyceae, Bacillariales, Bacillariaceae.
AUGAAACUUUCUAUUGCUACUUGUCUGCUGUUGGUUACGGAGACCUAUGCCUUCCAAUCAAACUCUGGUUCCGUUCAAAGAUCAUCUUCUUACGGGCUGCAAGAAUUGACGAUGGCCCUCCAUGCUGCCAAGCCAACAGUCGAGGAAUCAACUUCCCGAAGAUCUUUUUCAUAUUCAUUAAUGAAGGCUGCUGGUUUGGGGGUUGGGUUCCUACUUUCACCCGAGAAUGCUUUUGCAGGGAUUGACGUCAGCGGAUUGCAGGUGGAAGGAGGAGGAGGAGGAAAUGCAAACCUUGCCCAGCAAUUAAAAGCCUACGAUGGAUCAGGGACAGCGCGUGUGAAGGAAGUCAAAGCUCUUGAAACAACUACCACAGCUCCCAAAAGAACUGAAAAGCCACUGGAUCAAACAGCACUGGAUAGCAAAGUAGCACAUUGGGCCUACCGUGCAAACCCAGGAUUCGGACCGUCGUUGAAAAAGGCUGGACCACUUGGCAAUCUCUAUCGUCUCAAUGAUGUGGUGGUACCACCAACCGGUUCCAAGCUGCGAUCCGUCGGAGUUCAGUUCGAGUUUCCUUUCGAUUGGCUGCAACUAGACAAAUUCACUGGCGGUAUCCAAUACGUGGACCAACGAAAUGGCGACAAGCUUUACUUGCUUCAGGCAACUCUUCCACCCGAUACCUCACUCGCAUCCUUGUCGAAAAGUGUUCUUGGAGAUUUGAUCUUUGAUCCAGAAGGUAGUGUUUCCAAAACAGGACAGACAAUAGAAGAUUACAAAGUAGUCAAUGGGCAGACACUAGUGGAAUGCCCGGCCGGUAGUUGCGCCACCAGACGACGAUUCAAGAUCAAAUAUGCCACAGUGACAGGAAAUGGACUGCGAGUAGAGAGGAGGGGUCUCGUGGAUGCCUACCAAGUGGAGAAUGAAAUUUAUAUGCUAAUGACUUCGUCCAAUGCCGUCAAAUUUGAAAAAGGUGGCAGUGAGCGAGAGACAGUGGAGAAUAUUGUCAAUUCCUUUGUACUUGACAUAUGA